GUGCAAUCAUCAUCUGCGCCUAUGGCAGCUACGGUUGCGAUUCGCUUGGAAAAUGUCGCGAUUGAAAUUAAUUCCCCCUCCAUGAAGCCGAGCCGAGAGCAGCCGUUUGAGCAGGCAGGCCACUGGCAGAAAGCAUGCGUGGCCAGAGCUUGCGUUGACCAGGCGCGCUGCUUUCUUGGGAUUGGGAGUUAUGUAUGCACAUCGGAGAUUUUUCUGGGCAGUUGGAUGCCUAUCGUCCGAGAUGCCGAACGCAUGUAUGUCUAGCAUCGUCAGGGAAGAA
Molecule: messenger RNA, 280 nt
Organism: Aspergillus eucalypticola CBS 122712
Lineage: Eukaryota; Fungi; Ascomycota; Eurotiomycetes; Eurotiales; Aspergillaceae
Exons: 1
Coding region: 22-264 (80 amino acids)
Source: RefSeq, a predicted model, not a curated record